This is a messenger RNA of Eublepharis macularius, 4778 nucleotides long. It is a transcript of the gene SLCO4C1, whose product is annotated as solute carrier organic anion transporter family member 4C1. The coding region runs from base 99 to 2102 and encodes 667 amino acids. Gene Ontology annotation, molecular function: protein binding. Gene Ontology annotation, cellular component: membrane. The transcript is spliced from 13 exons. Lineage: Eukaryota; Metazoa; Chordata; Lepidosauria; Squamata; Eublepharidae. Gene Ontology annotation, biological process: sodium-independent organic anion transport; transmembrane transport. The record is from RefSeq and is a predicted model, not a curated record.
CCGGAUAAGAAUCAUCCCCUCUCCGGAGCAGCAGGUGCCUCCGGCUCCCUCCCUCUCGGCCAAAACGCCUUCCCAGCGCCGGCAGGUGCCGGAGCGGCAUGAAGAAAAAUGGCGUCGACAACCUGGCUUUCGAGCCGCCCAGCCCCGAGCAGCGGCGAGCGGUCCCCGGCCCCCAGCAGAGCCCGGACCCCCAGGAGGAGGAAGAGGCGGCGGAGGAGCUCUGCGGCUGGGGCCGGUGCGCGCCGCCCCUCCUGCAGCUCUGCAACAACGCCAAGGGCUACCUGCUCUUCUACAGCCUCCUCUCCGUCUUCCAAGGCAUUAUAGUAAAUGGUUUAAUCAACGUAAGCAUCUCUACUAUUGAGAAGCGCUAUGAACUGAACAGUUCCCUCACGGGUUUAAUCUCUGCCAGCUAUGACAUUGCAUUCUGCGUGUUGUGUCUUUUUAUAUCCUUCUACGGUGAAAGAGGACACAAACCAAGAUGGCUGGCCUUUGCAUCAUUCCUGAUCGGGCUGGGAUCACUUGUAUUCUCUUUGCCACAUUUUCUUAGCGGAGUGUAUAAAUAUGGAGAGAAAUUGGAUGACACCUGCCCAGUAACUAAUAGUCAGUUUUACAAUGCCACCUGCACUCCUGGCUCAAAGUCUUCACUCUCCAACUACCUCUAUGUUUUCAUCCUGGGACAGCUGAUAUUGGGAGCAGGUGGAACUCCUCUUUACACACUGGGAACAGCAUUCAUUGAUGACAGUGUCCCUAAACACAAAGCUUCAGUCUAUAUUGGAAUUGGCUAUUCCAUGUCCUUGCUGGGUCCUGCUGUUGGCUAUGUGUUAGGAGGACAGUUGCUUAAUAUCUAUGUUGAUUUCAACCAGCAAGUAAGGACAGAUAUCACUCCAGAUGAUCCGCGUUGGGUUGGAGCUUGGUGGGUAGCAUUUGUUGUAUGCAGUUUCUGUACGUGGCUUUUGGUAGCACCAUUUUCAUAUUUUCCAAGGCGUUUGCCAGGUACGCAAAGAAUACAAGCUGAAAAGAUUUCAGAAGCACAUGAUGAUGGAAAAGAACACAAGGACAUGGGGAAGGAUAUAAAAAACUUUCCAUGGACUCUCUGGAGCAUGCUGAGGAACCCUGUGUUGAUGUGUCUUGUAAUCGCUGCUGCAGUAGAAGCCUUAGUUGCCACUGGCUUUGCAACAUUCUUACCCAAAUUUAUCGAAAAUCAGUUUGGUUUUUCAUCUAGCUAUUCAGCUACUUUAGGAGGAGUUGUCCUCGUCCCAGGAGCUGCUCUUGGCCAAAUCAUAAGUGGUACAUUGGUUUCCAAGCUGAAAUUGGAUUGCAAAAACGUAAUCAAAUUCAUUGCCAUUACAUGUUCAAUAGCGCUUGCAUUAAAUUCGGUAUUUUUGUUUGCCAAAUGUGGAAAUGAACCCUUUGCAGGUGUAUCUGAAACAUAUAAUGGGACAGGCAUGUUAUCCAACUUAACUGCACCAUGUAAUAUGAACUGCCGCUGCUUGCGUUCAGUUUAUUUACCAGUUUGUGGCACAGACGAAGUCCAGUAUUUUUCUCCAUGUUAUGCAGGAUGCAGCUCUGUUUCUAUUCAAAAAAGUGGAAAGGUAUACAGCAAUUGCUCCUGCAUUGUGAAUCCUAAAACCGCAUUUAACAAUUUUACCAAUGGGGCCAUUACUGGGAAGUGUACAUCCAAGUGUACAGCCCUGCCUGCAUUUCUUUUCUUCUUCUUUCUUACAGUUGUUUUUACUUUUAUGGCUGUUACACCAACAACUGUGGCCAUUCUCAGAUGUGUACCAGAUAUGCAUCGAUCAUUUGCUAUGGGUGUUCACAUGUUGUUUCUACGACUCAUAGGUACUAUACCUGGACCAAUCUUGUUUGGCGUAGCGAUUGACAAUAGCUGUACUUUGUGGUCUGUAGAUAAUUGUGGCAAAAGCGGAGCCUGUUGGGUUUACAAUAACCAUCUAAUGGCCUAUACAUUAAUGGGUAUAAGUGCAACUUGCAAAGUGAUUUCCAUUGCCUUCACUGUUAUAGCCUUUGUCUUAUAUAAGCCUCCACCAGUUAAAACUUCUGCUUCACAGAAGGACAUUGAAACAGAGAUGAGUGUACAACUGUAGCAUAAUGAAUAACUAAAGCUCUCACAGAAACUCUCAAAAAUUGAAGAUUGAGAGUCAGCUUUUUAAAAACACUCCAACUAGACCUACCGAGCCUGAACAAUACCAGCACUGGAGCAGAUCUUGAAUAAUCCUCCUAUUUUUUUAAAAAAGUAAAUAUGGCUGUAAGAUUUAUUACAAUGAUUUGAAACACCAGUUCAUUCAAACAAAAUAACAUGGAACAUUCUAGAAUAAGAAAUGGCACUUUUUAAACCUUUCUGAUCAACAGAGCUAGCCUCUUAGGCUAGUCAGUUCAUUCCAUUGCCCAAUUCAGGUACUCAGCAAUCCCUCUAGAAGCAUGUGAACCAUCAGUGGGCUCAUGUCAUUGCUGAUUUCACAGGGAGGUGCUUCUUCCAUGAAAUGACAGCUGGGGCCAUCCACACAACCAGUACAGAUGUACAUAUCAUGGCAGCUGCAUGUGGAGGGACUAGAUCACAAAUGAUUGUCCCCCUACAAUCCCUGUGGGUUUCAGACUCAGCAGGGGCCCAUAAGUGGCUGUAUAUAAUCUCAUGGCAGGUAGGAGACAUUGGGCUGGGAUAGUAUAGUGGAUUCAAGUAUUAAUUUUUCAUUGUUUAACCUUCUGACAAUAUUUUCAGCAAACCUACAAAAUAUGCAAUUUUUGUGCUAAUAAAGCACAAGCUCAAAGUUCUGCAAAUAUAUUCAUGCAACUAUUUCUUAAGGCAUGAAUGUGGAUUAAUAUUUACAUUCCUUUACAUGUUAAAAGAAUUUUUAUCUUAUAAACUUUUCUUAGACUAUCCACAUUGUCACCCCCCCUAUUGUUCAUGAUUUUAAGCAAGCUCACCUCUUUUGCUGAUCUUCAGAUUUCACAAAAUUUCAGUACUUUGAUCUUGUAGAAACUGGGUAUAAUUAUACAACAGUUGGCUGCUGUAUUCUCACUCUUAAGCUUUACAUAUGAAAAUCACUUGAAUGAGUCAUUAGUAUUUUUGAAUCCUGUAUUCCUGUAUUUGUGACUGAUUCACAUGUGGUCAGCUGCUCUGGCAGAUGUCUCUGUUGUAUUACAGGAUGUACGCUUUCAAAAAAAAUGUGGUCACCAGAGUACUGACUCAUAAUGGAAAUUUCUGUGAUUAUAAUCUUUUUUUUUUUUUGCCAAUGCUCUAGAGAAAAGAUCUGUUUCCCCCUUAGCUCUAACUGUGCACAAUAGUUGGAAAUAUUGCUCAGGAGAUUCCUCAUUAUUAUUAUCUGGGAUUGUUGGCAUCCAUGUAUUGGUGGCUUGAAUCCUGUGGUAAAUUUUUGCUAUUACAGGAGGUGGUGGAUUUUAACUGUCUUACUGCAGACCCUUCCCAUACCUCUCAUCCCCCCCGCCCCCCAGUAUUUCAGUAACUAUCGUGGGCUACAACUGCAAGGGGAAAUGAAAGAAGCCCCAUUCCACUAAUGGAAAUGCCUUUGUUAUAUUUAUUCCUGCCUCAAUGGUCAUGAAACAAAACUGCUGUUUGGGAUACAGAUUGUGGAACAAUGAUACAACUACCAUGUUUCAUAACUCUGCUUGCCUGCUUUUACCAGAGUGUCACAAAGUGAUCUCUGGGAUUAGUAGCUACAGAGGGGUGCUGAGGGAAUGUACCAUAAGCUCUACAUUUGGAAGCUAAUCAUUAGGAUAUCUGUCACAUAAGCACAAUACUGUCCUGCUGCUUCUUCGUAAACUUCUUCAGUUUUACUGCUUUGUGUCAAUGUUUUGAUUACUUAACAGCAAAUCAACUUUCUGGUAAUAUUCAGUGCAAACCAGUAAACCUUGCUAUAUGUGUUUUCAUAAUGCAAAGACAUCUGCAGGGUAAGAAAACACUGACCGAUAUGUUCUCAGUUUUUAAUCUGUAUGUUCCAUUAGUAUAUUAAAGGACUUCAACUGCAGAUAUUGAAAAACUUUCAGAAACACUUUUUUGUUUCUUCAUAAAUAUAAAAUGUAUGUUCUGUUAAGCAAAUUAUUACAUUUAUAAUUCUCUUAAACCCAAAGACCGACCACAAUCCAGAAAGCCCAUUUAUGGGUAUCCAAAGCAUUGUACAAGGACAUCAUGGAGUUUAAUGUCUUUUAAUGAAGAAAGCCCUUUGAUGAACUUCUCAGAUCCCUCUGUCUCUGGCUGCCACAACGGGUGAAGAAUACUUUAUUUUGCUGUGCUGCAGUUCCUUUCAUCGAACUGGCACACACAAUUCUCCAAAUCACAGCUAGCUGACCGAUCGUCUGUGCCUGUUUUUGCACAGUUUCCCCCAGAAAUCAAUGAACUCAACAUUUUAUAAGAGUUUGUAUGCAGGAUUGGAAGCAAUAAUCUUUAGAUUAUAUCCUAAAGGACACUGUCAAGAGAUUCCAGUGCAAACCACCAUCUCCCACCAAGUGUGCCUAAGAUCUGUGUGGUUAUGGUUUUGUCCAUUGCAAGUUACCAAUAUGUCUGAAAUUGCUGCUGAGAUGCCAGUUUUUUUGCACUAUUUGUUGCAUGAAUGAAUGUAUUUUAAAAUCCUAAUAUAUAACUCGGUGCACAUAUACCAAAACAGACUGAAUUCUUGUUGGCUCUUUCUGUUUUUGAACAAUAUUUUUAAUGAAAGCAAGUAUUUAUUUUAGACAGUUAUCAGAACAUAUAAAUGACUCAUGAAAUGUAUUUUAUUAAGACAUUCUUUUUAAAUACUUGAAUUAAA